AUGGCGACCAAUGUGGCUCUCUCAACCCCGGUCAUGCCUUCGGCGGUUGGACGAGAGCACAGGUCUGUUCGGGGCGCAAGAGCGGUUGGGUCAACGGCGUCGUCGUCAGCCGCUGGGUGCAGGGCCCAUUCUGUACGCUCUGUCCACUUUGCGCUCGAGCCUGUCGCGCGGGAUGUGCAGAGGCAGAUGGAGCAGCAACUGUGGCACUGGCUGGGAAAGACGCACAGCGUCGUGCGUCCACUCGAGGCGAGCGCACGUGGCCCGGUGCAGGUGAUGGAACGCAUCGCCACAGCGACAGCAGCCACUAUCACCACCGCCACCCCCGCGAUGGUGGUCAAGACGGUUGCGGUGACGUUACCGCCAUACCGCGAGCAACCGUAUGACGCAUCGGAAGACGAAGACGUAUCCUGGUCACGUGUGCAGCUGGUACCAAACGCAUCUCUUGUCUUGUGGGAGCAGUGUCGUCGUCGCCUGCGGCACGUGGCCGGUGUAGUGGAUGUUUACACGCUGGCCAGCAUGCUGCGCGACACACGAGAGAGCAGUGAUAAGAAGAGACACGGUGGCAGCAGCAACAGUGGUAGCAGCGGCGGCGCCGUUCGCUUCUGUGCAAGCUUCCUCGGUUCCAGCUGCGAUACAACUGCGUCGGGUCGGGUACCAAUGCCAGUGCUGGACGCAGAUGAGCUGAGAGAUCAUGGGUGGGCCCUGGACGUGGUUGUGAAGCAGCCGACGCGACAGCAUCACCAGAGCGGCAGCCGCAGUCGGAGCCCCAAUCUCGCGCCACCGCUGCCCCACCCCACUGUAUUUCUAUUCGCGCGCGACUACAUCAGCCAUGCAGAGGUACUGUGGAACUUGAUGCAGGAGCGCUGGGGACGGGAGCGGCUACCUGUGACGGUGAUGCCGACCUGGGUGAACACGACGGCGGUGUUCGGCAGCGACGAUCCGCAGGUGGAGGCUGCAGCAGCGUCUGCCUUGACGGAGGACGCUCUCAAGAAGCUGAGGCGUCACCUUGGGCGAUGGCUGAAGGGUACGUCGGCGGCCGACAAAACAAAGAUCCGCGUGACAGAGCGGGCGGCGGCGCUAGCGAUCGACACGUACAGCGCCGCCGUCACCGCCGCCGUCACCGCCGCCGUCGCCAGCGAUGAGCAGGCGCUGACGACGCACGAUGCAGCCGAUAUUACAUGGGGGCUCUGCACCGCACUGGCGCGGCUUCACCGCGCCGGAAUCGCGCACGGCAACCUUAAGCCAAACAACGUCUUGGUGGGCGACCCAGUCGACACACGUAGCGCUGCGCAGGCGGAGGAGGGCCCACGUGAAGUGCACGUCACCGACCACCUCCUCCCCCUGCUCCCUGACCGACUUGUGGAGCCGGGCGAACUACUGACACUCCCGUAUGCUGCCGCUGUCGCCGUUAGCACUGCAGCUGCCGCACCGAAGAAGUCGAAGGUCGUGAGGAUGGACGGCUACGUGUGCCUGAAGCUGCAGGAAGAGGCGACCGCAAUGUCAUAUCUGCACGGUGGCGGGCCGUCUGACGUGUCCACCGUCCCGGCACUGUCGUUGAGUGGAUUUCUGCUGAGCGACGCCGUCAGCGGCGGCGAUGACACUGCCGUGCUCGGGGGUGGGGUAGACUGCCUCUCAAGCACCGCCUACGAGGCCGUGCUACUACAGCACCUCGCCGCCCCCGAAAAAGUGUUGUUGGUGGCGGCGGACGGCAAUGAGGGUAACACUCGUGUAGGGAAAGGUGCGACCGCAACGGCAACGACGCUAAACACAGGUAAGACGCACUUUAGGGUGUGGAUUGAUACGCAGCACACAACACCCGCCAGCGACAUCUACGCGCUUGGCGUGCUUCUCUUCAUGAUGCUGACCGGUCGUCUCCCACCGCUGCCGCGCUACCGCCGCGUACCGCAAGGUACAUCCGAGGCAGCAGCCGUCGGCGCUCGACCUCAGCCGGCGUACGAGGCGGUGGCCCACGACGUUGUGUGUGCACUGUAUGAGAAUGCGGCGAGGCGCAGCUUCAAGCGCGACCCAUCACCGAUGCUGGAAGAGCUCAAGGCCUUCUUGCACUCCGCAGCCGCACGCCGGCACCUGCCUCUUGUCCUGGCGCUCGCACGUGCCGGCGUGCGGCCAACGACGAUGGACAUCCUUGUAGGUAUGCUGCACGCCGACCCUGCCAAGCGACUGACCCUUGCGCAGCUUCAACACCAUUCCUUCUUCCGCACAUACGGACGGCGUCGACACGCUUUCCGGGCAGAGUUUGCGGAGGCGGCGCGGCGGGUGCAGCAUGCAGCAGCAGCGACAGGGAAAGAUCCCGUGGGCUACGGCGUAGUUGCGACUGUUCGACGACGCAUGAUGCCUCAGAACAUGGGGGCCACCGCCAAGGCGGCGGCUGAGCAUCCUCGAUCACCGCCGCCACCGUCGGCAAGUCGCCUAAGUACAGUGGCGCCGCGUGUACCCUCUGGGCCCAUCACGCAAAGCCACAGGAGCGAACGCGACAUGCCAGAUCCUGCGGCCUCUCCAGAGUCGAAGCGAACAGUGCCGUGGCAUACUUCACAAUCCCCCCCCGCUCAGCUGUCCCACGCGCCGCACGCCGUGCACGUUCCCGACAGGAAUCGGGAGUCCUCCCUCUCCUCCUCGUCUCCCUCCCCAACACCGCCGGUGCAAGAGCGGCAGCAACGCCAGUCUAAGGAGCUCUCAUAUUCAAUGCUCGGCAGCCGCGCACCGCCGCCCUCCUCCCCCUCGUUCAUCUGGCGAGCUAAUUAUCCACCCCCAUCCCGCCGAGCCGUCAUUCAAGACGACAUCGGCCGGCCACUAGAGCGGAGCUGCACAGCGGUGAGAACGACCGCGGUGCCGGACAGAUCCAUCGGCGCUGCACUACUACCGCACGCUGUCCGACGUCUCUCCCCCUUGCGCCGUGAGGCGCCGGUACUAUCGCAAACGUCUCUCGAUGUUGUGUCUGCCAGGCCGGCUCUGCACGCACCACGUCGGCCCGUCAUGCGGCGUCAGUCAGCAUGGAUGAUGCCGCGGCUCUACUCGGUGUAUGUGAUGUCGCUGGCCCUUCUGUUUGUUGUCCGGCUUAGGCGCCGCUGGGAGCGCACACGGCUGCUACGCUGCAUGAAGCACCGUUAUCGAUGA
Molecule: messenger RNA, 3132 nt
Organism: Leishmania braziliensis MHOM/BR/75/M2904
Lineage: Eukaryota; Euglenozoa; Kinetoplastea; Trypanosomatida; Trypanosomatidae
Exons: 1
Coding region: 1-3132 (1043 amino acids)
Biological process (GO): intracellular signal transduction; protein phosphorylation
Cellular component (GO): cytoplasm
Molecular function (GO): ATP binding; protein serine/threonine kinase activity
Source: RefSeq, a predicted model, not a curated record